Messenger RNA from Paecilomyces variotii, 1032 nucleotides. RefSeq lists its product as hypothetical. Gene Ontology annotation, cellular component: mitochondrial inner membrane. Lineage: Eukaryota; Fungi; Ascomycota; Eurotiomycetes; Eurotiales; Thermoascaceae. The transcript has 3 exons. The coding region runs from base 163 to 951 and encodes 262 amino acids. Gene Ontology annotation, biological process: mitochondrial respiratory chain complex IV assembly. The record is from RefSeq and is a predicted model, not a curated record.
ACCCGGUGACGACGUGAUUGAUAUAUUAUAUAUCUAUCGACCCGACCCGCACCGCCAGAGAAAACUACGAUCGCUUGUGCGAAUUCAACUUCCCAUUCGCAAUAGAACUAGCGGACAUUUGCAACAACAAACAACUAUCAGAGAAGCAACACAACCGCCACCAUGAAGAUCUUGACCAAGGAAGAAGAAGAUGCCCACUACAGGGCCGUCCUGAAAGGUGGUACCAUCGGAACUAUCGCCGGUCUGGUCGGCGGUUGGGCUGGUGUUCUGGCUGCUUCACGACGAUACCCCUCCUUCCGUCAGCUCACCAUUCCCCUGAGGGCUUUCUUGGUGACCUCAUCCGGUACCUUCUGCGGUAUCAUCGCCGCCGACCAUUCCUCGCGCCGCUUCGAGGCCGAGCGUAAUGUGAACCAGACCUACCUUGAGAACCGAGAAGAGCGUCUCCGUCGCGAGGAACUGGCCAAAAUGAGCUUCUCUGAACGCGCCCUUGCCUGGGCCCACGAGGAGAAGUACAAGAUUAUCGGUGCCUCUUGGAUUCUGAGUAUUGUCGGCUCCUUCGCUCUGGUCAACCGGAACCCCUACCUCACCGGCCAGCAGAAGAUCGUUCAGGCUCGUGUGUACGCCCAGGGUCUGACGCUUGCCGUCAUGUGUGCCACUGCUGCUUUCGAGAUUCAUGACCAGCGCAAGGGAGAGGGUCUCCUGGAUGCCGCCCGCAAGAAGGGCACUGUGCCACCCACUGAGCACCACGAGCGCUACGAAGGUGAAGAUCUGUGGAAGGACAUGGUCGCCGCUGAGGAGCAGCGUAUGAGGCAGCGCAACCAGAAGAUUCGCGAGGGCGAAGAGAAGGAGCGUCGCUCUCAGUCGGAGCAGAAGUCGCAGGACAAGGAGGAAAAGAAGGAAGAGAAGGAGGAGAAGGAGGAGAAGGAGGACAAGGAGGAGAAGAAGGAGUAAAGGGGGACUUCUGCUGAUCCUGAAACUGUCUUCCGGCGACUAGUUGUUCAACAGUGAUGGUAGCUCAGUCAUCUACAGUGA